Dioscorea cayenensis subsp. rotundata (Guinea yam) is the source of this 306-nucleotide messenger RNA. RefSeq lists its product as uncharacterized. The transcript has 2 exons. The record is from RefSeq and is a predicted model, not a curated record. Bases 1 to 306 code for a protein of 101 amino acids. Lineage: Eukaryota; Viridiplantae; Streptophyta; Magnoliopsida; Dioscoreales; Dioscoreaceae.
AUGGCAAGAAGCGGCAUGAAAGUUGACAAGUCCUUCAAAAGGCAGGCAUUUGUUGAGGCAGCUAACCUUGUUAAUGGAAGAUUGCCUACUACUUCUAUGGAUGCAGAUAAUGUCGAGAACCACAAGCGCACCUUGAAGCAAAAAUACCCAGAAAUCAUGAAACUUAUGAACCUUAGUGGUGUGGGUUGGAAUGACACAGAGAAAAUGCUAGUUCUUGAAGAUGAAACAUACCGAACUUAUGUAGAGGGACAACCAAAAGCUAAAGAAUAUCUAAAUAAACCUAUAUCUUUCUUUGAGGAGCUUUGA